AUGUCAGAUACAGAUCUUGUCGAAAAUCAAUCUGAAGAAAAGUUGAUUACCUUAAUAGCCAGUGCCACAACUUCACAACUAGACGAAAAUUGUGCGAUUCUUUACGCGUCAUCCGAACUUUCUAAAGUUCUCCGUUUAGCAGCUUAUUGGUUGCGACUACGUCAACGAUUGGGUAGGCCGCCCAUGGUGCAAUACCCAACCAAUCGCCCAAGUGUCCAAGAAAAGAGAGAUGCGUUAAAGGCGUUAAUACGAUGGAUCCAGCAUAUACACUUCGCUGAAGACUGGAACUGUCUUAGGCAAAACCGACCGUGUACACCAAAACUCCUCAUGCUUGGUGCAUACUUGGAUCUCGACAGUGAUCUCAUCCGCGUUGGAGGAAACUUGAAGAACUCUGACUUACCUUAUGAGGCAAAACACCCGAUACUACUCCCAAAACAAUCGCAGUUAACCAUUUUAUUGAUCGACUAUGUACAUAGUCUUCAUUGUCAUCCCGGACCACAAACGACGCAGAAUAUUCUACACCAGGAUUAUUGA
Messenger RNA from Macrosiphum euphorbiae (potato aphid), 534 nucleotides. Lineage: Eukaryota; Metazoa; Arthropoda; Insecta; Hemiptera; Aphididae. The record is from the annotation of a GenBank genome assembly.